AUGUUGUGCAGUGCCAAAGUACAGAGAACUAGUGAACUCGAUAGAAAAGAAAAUAUGUUACGCAUGGUCCAAAAUGUUCGUGCUACCAGGGGAUUUUACUUGGAACCCUAUGUAACUUCCUUACAAGCGUACGCCAACUACACCAAUGCAUCUAAAAGCCCCGUUAAUUUACCUAAACUUCCAGUUCCAAAAUUAAAAGAUACUUUAGAAAGAUAUUUGGUGUCCGUAAAACCAUUUUUGAAUCUGAAACAGUAUAAUAAAACCACGCUCUUGGUUAAAGACUUUGAGCAAGGCUUGGGAUCGCAAUUGCAAGCUUUGUUGGAGAAAAGAGCGGCCGAACGUGACAAUUGGCUUGAAGAAUGGUGGCUGGCCGCGGCUUACUUGGAAUAUCGGGACCCGCUACCAGUGUACUCAAGUCCUGGUUUAUUGCUUCCUUACGGCUCAGUAAAAAAAGCUAGUCAACAGUUGGAAUUUGCAGCAAAGGUUUUGUUAGGAACACUGGAAUACAAGGCUAAAAUAAACAGCAACCAAUUUCCUCAGGAUAUGAUGGGCAAAAACCCUUUGGAUAUGGAUCAGUACAAAAAAAUAUUUGGCACUUGUAGGAUACCGUUUGAGAAACGAGAUAAAUUGGUGUACCACAGCAAUAGCCGACACAUCAUUGUGCUCCAUAACAACCAUAUCUUUCGCGUUGACCUCUGGGGCGAGGAUAAUGUACAACUUAACGAAAAACAAAUUAUAGAACAAUUAAUAUUUGUAAUGGAUAAUUCCCAAUUGCAUAAUGAGUAUGGAGUGGGUAUUCUAACGUCAGAACAUCGCGAUAACUGGGCCAAAUCUUACCAGAUUAUCAUGAAAGAUAGUACAAACCAAGAACAUAUGAAAGACAUUCACGAGAGUCUUGUAGCCUUGUGUUUGGAUGCUCCCUGCGGCUAUUUGGCAUCUGAAACAGAUGAUUAUCUUAGAAGCCGCGGUGGGGCUCAGACGAUUCAUGGCGGGGGAUCGCAGUCUAACGGUGGUAAUCGUUGGUUUGAUAAAACCAUUCAGUUUAUUGUUGGUGCUGAGGGAUUAGCAGGCAUGUGUUAUGAACAUUCACCAGCAGAUGGCCAGCCCAUUGCCUUCCUUACGGAUUUUCUUGUUGAUUAUAUCAACAAACACCAAGACACUUCACCGCCGUCGAAGAGUCCUAUAAAGCCAAAAUAUUUGGCAAUCAAGGUUACAUCUGAGUUGGAGCCUUUUAUUCGUGAGGCUGAACAAAAUUUAAAUACAUUAGCGAAUAAUCUUUUCUUACACUGCUUCAAGUUCACAAAAUAUGGCAAAAAGUUUAUUAAAUCACAAAAACUAAGUCCAGACAGUUAUAUACAAAUGGCCGUGCAGUAUGCUUUCUAUAGGUUACAUAGAGAACCGGGUGCUCAUUACGAAUCUGCAUCAACAAGAAUGUAUAAAGGAGGACGAACAGAAACCAUUCGGUCAUGUUCUACAGAAUCUGUUGCAUUUGCACGUAGCAUGUUGGAUUCUUCUAAAACGGCGAAAGAAAGAAUUGAUGCAUUAAAGACUGCUGUCAGUGGACAUAAAAAUUAUACGAUACAGGCACUUCAGGGAAAAGGUGUGGACAGACAUCUUUUAGGUUUAAAACUAAUCGCAUUAGAAAAUGGAUUAGAAAUACACGAUUUGUAUAAAGACAUCAGCUAUAAAAAAAGCACACAUAUGAGAAUAUCAACCAGUCAGGUUGCUUUUAAGUCUGAAGCAUUUAUGUGCUACGGUCCGUUAGUAAAUGAUGGAUAUGCAACAUGUUACAAUCCACGCAAUGACAAUAUCAUAUUUGGUAUAUCUACCUUCAAAGAUGAUCCUGACACUGCUCUUUUUGGAUACAAAGAAGCCUUGGAAAAAUCUCUAGAAGAUAUGCAAAACCUUUUUGUACAAAAUACUCCUUCUAAGCUUUAA
This is a messenger RNA of Arctia plantaginis, 1938 nucleotides long. The record is from the annotation of a GenBank genome assembly. Lineage: Eukaryota; Metazoa; Arthropoda; Insecta; Lepidoptera; Erebidae.